GAUUGCAUCCAUCCUCAGCGGGGUCUGGGGUAUGAUAAUGAUGAUCCGUAUGGUCAGUGACUCCCUACCGGACUACAAAUUACAACAAAAGUUUGUGUGCCUCCAGUUGGUCCUUGUCUUAGCAAAGCUCCAGGGUUUGGUCCUAAGGAUUUGCGUUUGGGCUGAUUUGUUCCCCUGUAGAGCCCCAGUGACCUCUGCGGUGUAUGCGAAUUUGUUGUACAACUCGGCAAUGCUUUGGGAGAUGAUGAUCCUGUGCUCAUUUGCCCGCAUGCUGUACAAAAAAUAUCUGCCAGAGGUUUACUUCACCAAGCCUGUUCAGUUUCCACGCCACAUCAUCGGUGUCAUUGACAAGCUGGCCAAAGAAGAUCUGAAAAAUGACAGAACCCGGGAGGAUACGAAAACCACUUCAGCCAGGGAUAAAUUUUGACUCGAAGAAAUGAUUUAAAUUCUCUGUGAUUUUUUACUCCCUGAAGAGGUAUAAUGGUCUGUGGUAAGGCAGUAAAUGAUGGAAAAAAAAUUUCCCCUCUGAAAAUAUCAAAGGACCCAGUGAUGUAAAAGACUGAAUUUUUUUCCAAAAAUGUAGACUUCGAAUUUGUGUUUAUGUCUAUUUUUAUUUGUAGA
Molecule: messenger RNA, 621 nt
Organism: Bemisia tabaci
Lineage: Eukaryota; Metazoa; Arthropoda; Insecta; Hemiptera; Aleyrodidae
Source: RefSeq, a predicted model, not a curated record